AUGUAUCACUGAAAUAACACGUUCUUGCCUAAAACUUAGACAUCUUGAACUUGGUCAGCGUUCAAUUGGUAAUGAAGCUGUUGAGGAAAUAGCCCACAACUGUACUAAUUUGAAAUAUCUUGGUUUAAAGGGGUAUAAAGGGAUUAGCGAAGAAGUGAUGAAAAAACUCAAUUCAAAAAUUAAAAUCGAACAUUCAGAUUAUUCUGAUGAUGAAUGGUCUGAUUUACCACCACUUAUUCCAGAUGAAACAGAUUUUAUUUCUGCAUUCGGGGAUUAUAUCCGAGUAUCAUCGGGUUUAACUAGACCAGAACGAAUUAAUAUAUUAAAUAGUCUUGUUCAAGCCAUUGAUCAAAGAUUACAUUGA
This is a messenger RNA of Dentiscutata erythropus, 364 nucleotides long. NCBI's taxonomy places the organism in Eukaryota, Fungi, Glomeromycota, Glomeromycetes, Diversisporales, Gigasporaceae. The record is from the annotation of a GenBank genome assembly.